GCCAAGCCAGCAGAGAAGUGGGUUCUGUCUCCACCUGAGAAGUAGGCUUUACUAGUAGAUUAGAACAGAACAUAAAUUACUUGCAGCCAUUCCUGCAAGAAUCUAAAAAGAAAAAGAAAAAAAAUCAAACCAGAACAAGGAAAAGAAAGAAAUCUCAGCAUUUUUUCUGGAUAAGCUCUCCCACACUAAAAAAAAUUAACCUCUUGCAAAGACAAGAGAGAAAGGGAGAGUAACAUUUUCUCUUCCUCCCAUAUAACCACCCCCCUUGUCUGUCUCCGUCACAGCCACCACGCCCCUCCUCUCUGUUCUUCCUUUCUUCGUUGUUGGCAUAAUUGAAAAGACAAACCGGAGAGCCCUGCCGAGGAAGUGACAGUUUUUUUAUGCCAUGUCAUAUUAUUAUAAUCUUGUUUCAUUAUAUAAGCUUCUGCAAACACAUCACAUUUUCCCAAAAUUUAAAGCUUCCUAAGUUUUUUUGGGUUCUUCUUCAAGAAACACACAUCCACCCCUUCUUUGAAGAAUCUUCUUCUACAGAGAAGCUCAAGGUUAAACAACGAAGACCUAAUAACCUAAGCCAUUUUAAUUGCUACUUCGAUGAAGCUUCCCAGUAUCUACAUUCUCUUAAUUUGCCUCUUUACUUCUUUCACUCGAUUCAUUGUUGAAACUACUGCCUUCAAUCUCACCCUUCCACACCAACAUCCAGACCCUGAGGCUGUUGCUGAAGAUGUAAAACGGAGAGUCAAUGCAUCUCUAUCAAGAAGGCACCUUUUGUCCAUUCAAGAGAAGGACCAAUGCCAAACUGGAAACCCCAUCGACGAUUGCUGGAGAUGCAACUCUAAUUGGGCUAACAACCGCCAACGUUUAGCUGACUGCGCCAUUGGAUUUGGUCAAGGCUCGUUAGGUGGAAGAGGUGGUCAGAUCUAUGUGGUCACUGACUCCUCUGACUAUGAUCCAGCCAACCCAAAACCAGGCACCUUACGUUACGGUGUCAUCCAAGACCAACCCCUGUGGAUCAUCUUCUCUUCAAAUAUGGUCAUUAAGCUCAAACAUGAGCUUAUUUUCAAUAGUUACAAAACUAUUGAUGGCCGUGGCGCAAAUGUUCACAUUACAGGAAAUGGGUGCAUAACACUUCAAUACGUAUCACACAUUAUUAUCCACAACAUCCACGUUCACCACUGCAAGCCUUCUGGAAAUACUAACAUAGCAGCAUCACCAACACAUGUUGGAUGGAGAGGGAGAUCAGACGGUGAUGGCAUUUCCAUUUUUGGGGCCCAGAAGAUUUGGAUCGAUCACUGUUCUUUAUCUUAUUGCACUGAUGGUUUGAUUGAUGCUAUAAUGGGGUCCACUGGGAUUACCAUAUCAAACAACCAUUUUACCCACCAUGAUGAAGUGAUGCUAUUGGGUCAUGAUGAUAAGUAUGCACUGGACACAGGUAUGCAAGUUACCAUAGCCUUUAAUCACUUCGGCCAAGGGCUGGUGCAACGUAUGCCAAGGUGUAGAAGAGGGUAUAUACAUGUGGUGAACAAUGAUUUUACAGCCUGGGAGAUGUAUGCUAUUGGUGGUAGUGCGAAUCCUACCAUAAAUAGUCAAGGGAAUCGAUAUACCGCACCAACUGAUGAUAAUGCCAAAGAGGUAACAAAGAGGGUGGACACAAACGAGGGAGACUGGGCAGGUUGGAAUUGGAGAACAGAUGGGGACAUAAUGGUAAACGGAGCGUUCUUUGUGCCCUCAGGAGCCGGUCUGAGUGCACAGUAUAGUAAAGCCUCCAGUGUGGAACCCAAGUCUGCUGGUUUAAUUCAACAACUCACCUUGAAUGCUGGUGUCUUCGGUGACCCUAGUUGGUUUUCAAUCAUUUGCACAGAGAUGACAGUGGGAGCAUUUCUACUCCGGGAUUCAGCGGAGGUGGGACUAGCUCCACAACCAACACCGGCGUCCAGGGGUCCGGGUCCAGCGGUGGUGGCGGCGAUUACUUCGGAAUGAUAUUCGGGAGCGGUGCUCCACCACCCACAUCUACCAGCUUAAUCUUUUUGUCCCUUCUAAUUAUUUUAAUUCUGUGCACCAUCACCAACCAUGUUGCCUUGGAAUCUUUCCCAUUAUUAUCAUUAUAGAAGUCUAAAUUGAAGGAGAGAAAAAUUCAUCAUCAAUAUUAAAGAUUUAAAGGGGAAAAUGUCAUCACAA
Populus trichocarpa (black cottonwood) is the source of this 2175-nucleotide messenger RNA. Its product is annotated as probable pectate lyase 13. The record is from RefSeq and is a predicted model, not a curated record. The transcript has 4 exons. Gene Ontology annotation, molecular function: pectate lyase activity. Bases 592 to 1977 code for a protein of 461 amino acids. NCBI's taxonomy places the organism in Eukaryota, Viridiplantae, Streptophyta, Magnoliopsida, Malpighiales, Salicaceae.